AUGGUUCCUUCUGUUUCGAAAUUGUCUGUUAUAUCCACGGAAUCUUUGAAUUCUUUAAAAUCAGUUUCUUCUCGGAUAAAUCUAACAAAAGAAGACUAUGAAAACACUCCGUUUGCUCAUGUCGAGAGGAUCAUUUGGUUGCUUCGCUUGGAUUUCACCCAUUCUAGAGGAUGGGCAAGACGAAUCAAUAAUGCAGUCACUGCGAUUUUCUUGAUUUCCAGCAUGUACUAUCUGGGCUUCAUGGCAAAAACAAUGUUCUAUAAAUCGUCAUUUUAUGUUUUGGAUAUGUCUCUUCAACUUCUUAGUUUUUCUGGUUUAUUGGCAGUUGAGUGGAAAAUUGGAAGGGUUGAAAGCGAAACUCGAAGUUUGUCAGAAUUUCAGAGGCAUGGAGCUCGCUGGUUCAUUAUACUGUAUGUAGUUACAACGGUGUUCAAUGUCUGCUAUUCUGCAAAAUUCUAUUUUGAAAAAUCGCAUUCGGUUUGGGCAAUGUUAAUUUCAGAGAUGUUCUAUUACAAAAAACUGCGAUUCAUUAUGUCGAUUAUCAGUUCAUAUAUGUAUUCUGUCUGGCUCACAACUACUUAUGUUUUUGUCACUUAUGCAAAUGCUGCAUAUUUCGAAGUUUCUUAUUUCAACAAACAGAUUCGGAAUCUAUCCGGAACUCGAGAUUAUUUAAAAGAAGAGUUGCUGAAAAACAUUGAGAAGUUUCGACUCAUAAGUGAAGCGAUUGCUGAGCUAGACAUGGUUUUUCGGCUCUACACAUUUGCCAUGUUGGCUACAGUAAUCCCGAUUUUGAUAUUCACUUUAAUGAUGCUGAAUCAACACAUGUCCUCUUUUACUGACUUUCUCAUCUGUGCUCCUUUCAUCCUUUUCUGUACAUGUGCAUUCUGUUCUGUUACUAUUGCUCCUGCUCGUGUCCACGAAGAGUGCCAGAAUCUGAAACAUUCCUUGUGCAAAAACAAGAACAUCUGGCAGCCCUAUGACCCAGAGAUUUAUCAGCUUGCGAACACUUUAUCCAAUCAUUGCGAACAAAACGGAUUGGGAAUUUCUAUUUGGGGAUUCGCCACUUUGUCGCGUCCUUUAAUUCUGGGAACACUGUCGGCUACAGCAAUGAUGAUGUCUCUGUUGACAGAUUUAAAGCCGGAACGAAUAAUUGAGGUGACAGUGGAAGAUGGAAAUUAA
Messenger RNA from Caenorhabditis briggsae, 1179 nucleotides. It is a transcript of the gene Cbr-gur-5, whose product is annotated as Protein CBR-GUR-5. The transcript has 8 exons. The coding region runs from base 1 to 1179 and encodes 392 amino acids. The record is from RefSeq and is a predicted model, not a curated record. Lineage: Eukaryota; Metazoa; Nematoda; Chromadorea; Rhabditida; Rhabditidae.